Phytophthora nicotianae INRA-310 is the source of this 438-nucleotide messenger RNA. RefSeq lists its product as hypothetical. NCBI's taxonomy places the organism in Eukaryota, Oomycota, Peronosporomycetes, Peronosporales, Peronosporaceae. The coding region runs from base 1 to 438 and encodes 145 amino acids. Gene Ontology annotation, molecular function: nucleic acid binding. The record is from RefSeq and is a predicted model, not a curated record. The transcript is spliced from 2 exons.
AUGGAUCAUGUGAUCCCUCAGCUUGACGGAACCUACAAGUUCGACGCAAUGCACGACGUCGUUCAAAUCGAUGAAAAGGGGUUCUACGUGAAGAAGAUCGGCCAGCACGUGUACGUGCUCACAGGGAAAGAUGGAUGCCCUUCAGAAGAGCCUCCGGUCCAGGCUGUUCAAAGCAAACGUUACAUUACCAAAGUCAUGUUUGUCUGUGCGGUUGCACGUCCACGCGGUGGUUGGGACGAUACACGUCCUGUGUCGAUAACACGGGAUAUAUCGCGUCGAAUUCUGGUUAAUGACGUCAUCCCAGCCAUUAAAGCUAAGUGGCCGCAAGACCAGAAGCACCUACCGAUAAAGAUUCAGCCGGAUAAUGCGCGUCCUCAUGUCCUGGCGGACGAUCUCGAGGUAGCCGCGGCGGGAUGCGCUGACGGCUGGGCGAUCUAG